AUGGAUGACAAAAAGCCUACGAGUUUCACUUUUGAGAUAGAUAACUUAUCAGAGAAGAAAGGUCUUAUAUCAUCACCAAAAUUUUUAAGCGGCAACGACGAAUGGUUUGUUAACGUUUAUCCCAACGGAUAUCAUAUUGAUGAACGAUUGUCUCUGCACCUCCAGGUUGCAAACCCUGAAUCAUUGCCACUUGGAUGGAAAAAGCAAGCUAGCUAUUCCUUUGCUCUACUGAAUCAAUCAGGCGAAGAGCUAUACAGAACACCUGAAUCAUGUAAAUUGUUCCGCCCUCAGUUCACAGGAUGGGGUAGCCCAAAGGCCUUCACUCUUCAAAAGCUUAAAGAUAUGGGUUAUUUGGAGAACAAGCUGAUUUUAAAGGUCGACGUAAAAGUGAUUGAAGCUGUUGAUGAAGGAGCUGUAACUGGAAAUGACAUUUAG
Messenger RNA from Brassica napus (rape), 435 nucleotides. Its product is annotated as MATH domain and coiled-coil domain-containing protein At2g42475-like. The coding region runs from base 1 to 435 and encodes 144 amino acids. The record is from RefSeq and is a predicted model, not a curated record. The transcript is spliced from 4 exons. NCBI's taxonomy places the organism in Eukaryota, Viridiplantae, Streptophyta, Magnoliopsida, Brassicales, Brassicaceae. Gene Ontology annotation, molecular function: protein binding.